CCCUUAGUCCAUAGAGAAUGUAACAAUUACCAAAACCACACAGGCACCGCAUGUUCCUUUCAGCCGGGCGCCACCGCGUUCCCACCGCUCGCUCAUCUGCGAUUCUAGAGGACGACGAUGCCGACAGCACACUACCCGCGGCCACGUCCCCUCCACCUACCGGAGUAGCCGGCGAAGUAAGGCCCAACACCUCGGCCGCCGUGCUGCCCGCAGCGGAGGUGGGUUCCGGCGAAAAGGCGGCAGAGGAGCCCAUACCCGAGGUCCUCCAGGGGACGGGGGUCUCUCAGGCCCUCAAACAGGACGACACCGCCAGGCUCGCCGAGGGCCGCCCCGAGGGCCGGGAAGGCAGCGCUCGAAGAUGGAGGCAAUGCAGCAGCUGCCGCGGCGAAGAAGAGCAAAUGGGCCGCCAAAGACGAUUUGCGCAGGCGGGCCAUUGACGAUCAGAAGAAGAAGACGAAGAAGUCGGGGGUGAAGACAGCCCCUAGCUCGAAGGGGGCGCCAAUGCCCACCGGGAGCCCGAGCGGCGUGGGGAAGCCGCCCGACGUCCUAGCGCCGAAGCGGGCCGCCCUGGUGUCGAGGAGAGGCCGACCGCCCCACCAGAGCCGUGCGGGGGCGCGAUCACCGAGGCUGAGGUGGGCCAGCCUCAAUUGCCCCCCCUCGGGGGGUAGGGGCGCGUCCCUCGCGGGGCCUGAUGCGGAAGGAGGCGGCGCCGGAGAAGAACGGGGUGCCAAACCUUGCAUCUGCCGCCCCCCUCGGCGCGACGACGGAGGUCGCGCCCGCCUCCAACGCUCCCGAGACCGGUGCGGCGAGCCCCUGUGACGUGCCACAGCGACCAAGCGUGAAACGAGUCCUGGCAUGCCCCCCGCUACAGGUGCGCGUCGCCGAGGCAUUCCUAGCCAUGACACCCGCGGGCACCAAGGAGCCGAGCCUGGGCCGUGCCCUCACGCUCGUGAGCUACCGCGCCUUGCUCAGGCAUGGGGCUUUGAGUGACGCCAAGGCCGCGCUCGAUCGGCUCAGGGCAGACUUCCAGGUUGCCGAGGCGCGCCUUACUGAAGAGCGUCUGAAAUUUGCCGACGGGUGGCGCCAGCUCAACGUCACCACGAAGAUGGCCCAACGUCAGAACGAGGCCACCCGUGCGGAAAGCGAGAAGGAGACCGGUGAGGUGAAAUCAGCUUGCACGACUGCACUCGCAGAGGCCGAGGCGGCCGCUAAGCACCGCAAGGAGGCGGAGGCCAGCCUGAAGGCGCUCCUGGACGAACGGGCCACGCAGUCGCAGCAGCUCCAAUCGCGGGAGGAUGAUUUCAAAGAGCGCGAGGCAAAGCUCGCAACCCGUGAGUCGGACCUGGCGAGGGUGUCGACCGAGAAGGCAGUGGAACGCGAGCGCGUGGAGACUCUGGGGCGCUAGGUGACCGACGCUCAGGAGGCCCACGCGAAGCAUGUGUCCGAAGUCAACGCCCAGCUGGAGGCUAAGGAGAAGAAGGCCCAAGCGGACGCUGACGCGAAGGUUGAGGCUGAGCGCUCAAGGCUGGCCGAGGAGCAUGGCAGGGAGCAGAAGCAGUGGGAGGGCGACUUGGAGAAGGAGCGUGAGAAGUUCCGGCAAGAAAUUGCCGAACUCAAGACGGCGCUCGACGCGAAUCAGGGGCGACAGUCCGAACGCCCCACAACACUCCACUCUCCUGAGCUCCGAGCCCGUGGCGCCCUGCGGUCCAUCUGCAGGGAGAGGCUUGAAACUCCCCUCGUGCCCAGCGACGCUGACUUUCCUGAAUUCGCCUCCAAGCUCGUGGAGCAGCUCGAAGAAGGGGCCCGAAAGGUGGACGACAUCUUGGAGGAGGAGCGCCGUGACCUCUUCUUUCAGGCGGCCACGCGCGUCUUCAGCCACCUCCUCCACGGCGAUCCCAACUUUGACUUUGGCAGGGUGAUAGCUCCCAUUCUGAAGCGUUCCAUGAUGGCCUCGCGGAGGCGAGGCGCUGCUUGGGAAGUUCUCCUGCGAUAGCGACACGGGCUCCCACGAGGUUGAAGAAGGUGAUGGCGACGGUGCUGACAGCGGUGGCGACGCUUCCCUUUAGGACUCCACUUCUUUACCUAAAACAGACUGACGCGGUCUCGCAGUGGCAUGAAAACAAUAACUUUUGUUGGAGUAUUUUAAUGCUAUAAUGAAUGCAUGUGCUCUCGCGGGGUUUCCUCCUGAUGCUACGUCAGGACCCAGCCCCGUGCGAGCUUCAACCGUUGCUGGUA
Aegilops tauschii subsp. strangulata is the source of this 2235-nucleotide messenger RNA. RefSeq lists its product as uncharacterized. Lineage: Eukaryota; Viridiplantae; Streptophyta; Magnoliopsida; Poales; Poaceae. The record is from RefSeq and is a predicted model, not a curated record.